Molecule: messenger RNA, 1318 nt
Organism: Bombyx mandarina (wild silkworm)
Lineage: Eukaryota; Metazoa; Arthropoda; Insecta; Lepidoptera; Bombycidae
Molecular function (GO): protein binding
Source: RefSeq, a predicted model, not a curated record
AUGGUAAAGCAAGAAGAAUGCUCUGGAAGCUCUGAGGGUGCAGAAGGCAUUCGAGACGAAAAAGGAAUCUACGCCUCACCCUGGUGGUGUGGCAACUGGAUCCUUCUAUCGGAGAAUGAUGAUCAAUGGACGAGGAUCCCGCCAGACGUUAUAGAAACAUUAGAGACCGGUAAAGACGACCCAACUGACUCCGAGACGGAAUUCAACAAGAGAUAUGUCGCGUUGACACACCGUCUAGUACACAGAAGAGCCUGUAUUGAACUACACCGUCGACAGGCUAACAACACAUUCGAAAGCGAUAAGGCAGUGGUAGUGAAGCGUGGAAACGAAGAAUUCGGUUUCCGGAUUCAUGGGAGUAAGCCUGUCGUUGUAUCGGCCAUUGAACCCGACACUCCUGCCGAAACCUCCGGCCUAGAAGUCGGCGAUAUUGUCAUCGCUGUGAACGGGAUCAACGUUUUGGAUAAAACACAUUCGGAAGUCGUAAAGAUUGCCCAUUCCGGAUCAGAAAUACUCGAACUAGACGUAGCCAGGACUUGUGACGUGGUCGCCUCUUUGGCCCACGAAGGGGGUCCGGCGGCUCUGUACUCCGGGUACUUGUGGCGAGCCGCUCCCUUGCGCCCGCACCAUCCCCCGCGCUGGACCCGCCGCUGGUUCGUCCUGAAGAGGGACAACUGCUUGUAUUAUUAUAAAACGGAUUCGAGUAUACAUCCCGUUGGAGCUCUAAUGCUAGUGAACUAUCAGUUGACUGAAGAAGAUGUAGGUAAGCCUCACGGAUUCCGACUGCAGCGCGGCGGCGGCGUGAGACUGCAACUAGCCGCGGACACUGCCGAAGCGGCGGCUAGAUGGCGCGCAGUGCUGGCACAUGCCAUUGACGCUAGUAAUCAGCGAGACGGUUGGCUAGAGGUAACGAUGAGGAACAUGAAGCUUCCGCCAUCUUCGAUCCCGCGGCCCGACUGUUUCGGAUACCUAAUGAAACUUGGCUCCAAAUGGAAGUCCUGGGCGAAGAGAUAUUGCGUCCUUAAGGAUGCCUGCCUCUACUUUUAUAAUGACGGGAACAGCAAGAGCGCUUUCGGGAUGGCGUGCCUACACGGCUACAGAAUACAGACCUGCGCCCCGGGCGGAAAGAAAUAUGCAUUCGAAGUGAUGCCCACCGAACCUAAGCAAAGGCACUUCUAUUUCCAUACCGAAUCAGAAAUGGAUAGGAAAAGGUGGAUGGCUGCUCUGGAGUAUUCAAUAGACCGAUGGAUGAAAGCCGGUUGACGGAAACAGCUCGUUUUCAACGAAGUUUUUCACUAUUUAUAGUUUUCUUUCGAAUAAA